AUGGGGAAGCUAGGCCCACUGACGUCCCAGGCACUCGGCCGCUCUCCAUACGAUGACGUUGUUCAAGGAGAGGGCGAAGGCGACCUGAGGGCGCCGCUACAGAUGUACGAUGAGCGCGGGCGUCCAGUGAACCCUGAGACGAGGCGAAUUAAUAGAGACGUCAUACGCUCCCACAACGAGGUGAUGCAGGUUAUCGGAGUUGCUGAGCCCGACAAUGAAGUUCCCGACCCUCAAAUAGAGGUGCGCUUUAGGCAGCAGGAAGACGAGGACCGGAUAGGCCAGAGACUUCUCAAUGUCGGCCGCAUUCUGGAAAUUGGGGGUGUUUGGGGCGUCAAUGGCAUCCGACAGAGAAUUCUGAUCUAUCGAAGAUAUUCCGCGAUCCCCUUCUAUGACCUCUACCGGCACGAGCGAACCAACGAGUCCUUGGGCAGCGUGUUCUUCGCCGGCUUCCCUGCCUUUGUGGCCAGCCAUGCCCUCAAGCAAGUGGCGUUCACUCACCAAGCAGUGCGGCACAAUACUUGGGCUCAAUUUAUCCUCUACUAUGCCCGGUUGCAUCUGCAACUCUAUGUCUUCCUGCAGCGCAUGGGUAUCACCAAUUCCAUGGCGCCACUGCCUGGUCUGAGAUAUUUCAUUCCAUUCACAAGCUCCUCUCCCAUCCCACCCCCUCCUCCAUUGACUUCCUUCUCAUUUCGGGGAAUUAUCAAAUAUCUUGGGGGCGUGGCACUCAGUGUAGCGCCAGUUGCGUGCUACAUACUCUAUACCAAGUUGCGGACUGUUGUAGCUCGCAAUGUCUGGCUAUAUAUCUAUUCGAACGUCCCGAAACCUGCGAACCGCAGAGCGCUUCCUUCAAGAACGGGACAGUCCAACUGGGCGUCACAGAACCAGCUUCCUCCUCCUCCGCCGCCACCGCCUCCGCCACCUCCGGGGGCAUCAUUUGCGACUGCCUCUCCCGAAAGUGGCUCGAUGUUUGUCGAAGGCGAACCUAGGAAUGGCCAUGACAUAUCUCGAGAUGAGCCCACUAUUCGUGCUUUGGAGGGACAGCCGCCUCCAGACCAUGCACAGCUCGGCGCUAUACGCAGGCAAAGCACCUUCUCCAGUAGAGGGGAUGAAUAUGCUAGUGACGAAGAGGAGACCGAGAUCGUCAACGCUACUCUGAUUAGUUUCGAUGUGGAAGCAACAGACGCAAGUGAUACUCCUCCUGGCGUCUGGUCAGCUGAACUUCGUCCCAAUGUGGCGGGCGAUCCAAGAAGUCAAUCGGCAGAGGAGCCCGUCUAUGAAGACAAUGCUCUGACAAGGCUACCGUCAGUAAUCGCCACUGAUGUCCUGACAGUCGCCUGUUCCUACCUCAUAGUCGCGCCGUACGAGGCGUUUGCUCUGAGGUUGUUUGCACGCAGUGCCCGUCACCAACAAGGGCUCUCGGUGUCUGACAUAUACGACCCGAACCCUUGGGCGACCAUGUCUCUCACGGCCAUGACCAACUUCCUCGGGGUGGAGAUAGUGCACCUAAUGAUUGAGUCGGAGCUGUGGGGGGUUAUGACACUUCUUUCAGAGCUCUAUCGUGGAUGUAACCCCGACUGGGGUUUCUUCCGCGUGUUGCAGGAAAACUUCUGGGAGGACGACGAGCCCGAAGAAGGCACCGGGUGA
Thyridium curvatum is the source of this 1644-nucleotide messenger RNA. RefSeq lists its product as uncharacterized. The record is from RefSeq and is a predicted model, not a curated record. The coding region runs from base 1 to 1644 and encodes 547 amino acids. The transcript has 4 exons. NCBI's taxonomy places the organism in Eukaryota, Fungi, Ascomycota, Sordariomycetes, Thyridiales, Thyridiaceae.